GCGAGGCUCGGAGGGGAGGGAAAGGGGCGGACGGCGGAGGGGCGGCGGUGGAAUCGCGAGAAUCGAUUCUCGCGCCCGCCUCGUGACGCUGCCGCGCCGUGCGGCAGUCGCCGCUUCCACCCGCCCGGUAGCGACUACGUCACACAGCGGACUUCGCGCGGGCACCGCCGCGCAGAGGGCGCACGGAGCCGGCGCCAUGCAGCCGGGCGGCAUCGCCUCGCCGGCCCUCGUCAGCUUCUGCGUCUACAACCCCGACUUCGGGCCGCGUGAGGGCGAGGAACACAAGAAGAUUCUGUACUAUUACCCUUCCGAAGUCAACAUUGACGAUAAAAUCCGAAGUGUGGGACUGUGUGAAGCCAUCGUCCAGUUCACAAGGACGUUCUGCACGGAGGAACCGGCGCAGGCACUGCACACGCAGACGAACCGACAGCUCUUCCUCGAGGCCGAGGAGAACUUCUGGAUGGUGAUGGUGGUGAGUAACCCCACGUUGGAGAAGCAGGAGAAGGAUGGACCACGCACGCGCGAGUACCAGGAGGAGGAGCUGCUUGACAAUGUCUACAAAGCUGUCCUGCAACAGAGUUACAGCAUGUACAAGCUUUUCAAAGGGACGUUUGAGACGGCCUUGGCUGCAGGUGGAGUGGAGACUCUCAAACGUCGUCUGCACGAAUUCUUCUCGCGCUACCUGCCUACGCUGCGCCUGGCGCAGUGCGACCUGCUGGACGCCCUGGGCGGCAUCACGUUCUUCCCGCUGGACAAGAUGACGUACCUCAAGGUGCAGUCGUUUGUCAACCGCGUAGAGGCCGCGCUCAGCGCCGUGUCCUGCACGGCCUUCCUGUACCACGAACAGCUCGUGUGGAGCGGCUUGGAGCAAGAGGACAUGCGGAUCCUCUACAAGUAUCUCACCACGUCGCUGUUCCCCAGCACGGUGGAGGCAGAGCUGGCAGGGAAGGAAUCUCCCAUUCGCAGCGGCAGCCCCACGAACCCGCAGCACUACGGCAGGUUCCUGCUGGGCCCCAGCAGCCUGUCGGAGCCGGGCGGGUCGGUGCGUGUGCCCCGCAUCUUCGUCACCACCAACACAGCGCCCCAGGAGCUGCACCUCAUAGUCUACAAGGCGCUGAGUGCGGCCGUGUGCUUCAUGGUGGACGCCUCCGUGGAUCUCACCAUCGAUUACUUCCGGGAGCUGGACCGGCUGGUGGGUCCGCAGCUGACGCUCCUAGCCUCCGACAUUGCGGAGCAGUUCACGGUCAAUCGGCGCGCCGCGUCCGACAAGGAGCCACAGUUCAAGUUCAUUUACUUCAACCGCAUGAACCUGGCGGAGAAGACGACGCUGCACGGGCGGCGCGCAGCGCACGCUGUGGCGCCGGCAAACGCGCCGCCCGAGCUCAUGCGCAUCUUGGGGGACGUGCACGGCGACUUCACCAGGGCCAGCGAGGACGAGGAGGUAGUUGUGAAGGCCAUGUCCGACUACUGGGUGGUGGGGAAGAAGUCUGACCAGCGCGAGCUCUACAUCAUCCUCAGCCAGAAGAACGCCAACCUCAUCGAGGUCAACGAGGAAGUGAAGAAGCUGUCUGUCACCCACUUCAGCAAUAUCUUCUUCCUCGACUGAGGAGGCCAGCGUUGGAUGUGGAACGCCGCUGCCCUUUGCAGCGAUGCGGACGUCUCCUUGCCGCCGCUGUACGGCGGUGUCCUCGCCGGGCGAGCGGCUUCACUUGCACCGGGCCAUUCACUCAACAAACAUCACGGGUACAUCAGACAGGGGAAUCCACACAAUUAUCAUCUGUAGAUUGCAAGGAACCCCAUCAUAACAAAAGCUCGUAGCCUUAUCUAGACCACCAACUCAAAAUAACUGUUUGGCAGUUUUGUGGUUGAGAACCACCAACUCAAGGAGCUGAGGGAAUGUGGCCGUCCCAACAACGUGCAGCUGCGCAGUGUGCACGAGUGCAGAGAAGCGGCGCCCGUCGCCCGUGCGGCACAGCGGCACGGGCGCCACUCGCGGAGCCGCGUCGCCCGCUCGCUCGCCACCUCCUUGCCCCCCUCCCCUGCCCCCCCAACCAUUACGUGGACUAUCACGAUUCGGGGCCACCCCCAUUUGUGUCAAGGAUUAGUUCGUGUCCAUUUUUGUGUCUUGCUUAUUCCGCCUAGUUCUCUCCAUUGGCCCAGCUGUAGAAUGCACUGCAGUUUCUUCAAUGACAACAGAAUGGUCCUCUCACGCACUCGCUCGUUUGUCGCGGUGUUGCGUGGCCCACGGAGACAUUGCUCUGAUCACCAAACCCUUCCAGUAAACUAAACUAUAAUUUAAGGUUACAUUUUAUGUUUAAAAAAAAAUAAUAAUCACAGGUUGCUAGAACCUGGAUUCAAACCCCGGGUCUCAGCGGUGUUAGCUCAGGGCUCUGGCCUCUGAGCCACCCGGCCAUCUCUAUUUUUGAGCUAAUUAUGAAGGUGAAGUGAGCUGGUAAUUCAGCAACGUUGCAGAUAAACUUCUCUCUACGAUCAUGAAUAAUACAACUUCAAACCUUAAAUACAUGGGUUUGCUAAAUGAGGUCUUUGCUAUACAGUACUUGAUUUAAAAGGACCCGUUCACUCGUGUAAAUAAAAUGCUGCCAUAUUAAACUCAAGUUAAUUCCGAGCUUUGUUGUAAACCACGGUGUCUGUCGAUCGUCUUCAUCAGGCGGAGAAAAAAGAGGCGGAAAGCCUCCAAAUGCGACUGCUUCUAAGGGAUUUCAAAGUGAGCAAAGCUGUGUGGCGUAAACAGCAUGGGCAGGGCAGCCAGUG
Molecule: messenger RNA, 2772 nt
Organism: Lethenteron reissneri (Far Eastern brook lamprey)
Lineage: Eukaryota; Metazoa; Chordata; Hyperoartia; Petromyzontiformes; Petromyzontidae
Product: vacuolar fusion protein CCZ1 homolog
Biological process (GO): vesicle-mediated transport
Cellular component (GO): Mon1-Ccz1 complex; intracellular membrane-bounded organelle
Source: RefSeq, a predicted model, not a curated record